AACUUCCUCCAACAUCCUCUUCUCAUCUCCCAUCUCCCAUCCACAUCGCCUAUCCUCAUCUUCUCCCGUGUCAUUCCUCUCUCGCCCAACGUAUCCUGUUUCUACUUGCUUUAUACUGUCUCCUUUGCCACCUCGUUAAGUAGCCCACAAUGGAGGAAGAAGUCGCUGCCCUCGUUAUCGACAAUGGAUCCGGUAUGUGCAAGGCCGGUUUCGCUGGCGAUGAUGCUCCGCGAGCUGUCUUCCCUUCGAUUGUCGGCCGUCCUCGCCAUCAUGGUAUUAUGAUUGGUAUGGGCCAGAAGGACUCCUAUGUUGGUGAUGAAGCACAAUCCAAGCGUGGUAUCCUUACCCUUAGAUACCCCAUUGAGCACGGUGUCGUCACGAACUGGGAUGAUAUGGAAAAGAUCUGGCAUCACACCUUCUACAACGAACUCCGUGUCGCUCCUGAGGAACACCCUGUUCUGUUGACCGAGGCUCCUAUCAAUCCCAAAUCGAACCGUGAGAAGAUGACCCAGAUCGUCUUCGAAACUUUCAACGCCCCUGCCUUCUACGUCUCCAUCCAGGCCGUCCUUUCUCUUUACGCCUCCGGUCGUACCACUGGUAUCGUUCUCGACUCCGGUGAUGGUGUGACCCACGUCGUUCCAAUCUACGAGGGUUUUGCUCUUCCGCACGCUAUUUCUCGUAUCGACAUGGCUGGCCGUGAUUUGACUAACUACCUUAUGAAGAUCCUGGCUGAGCGUGGUUAUUCUUUCUCCACCACUGCUGAGCGUGAAAUCGUCCGCGAUAUCAAGGAGAAGCUCUGCUAUGUCGCUCUCGACUUCCAACAGGAGAUACAGACUGCAUCUCAAUCCUCCAGCUUGGAGAAGUCCUACGAGCUCCCUGACGGCCAGGUCAUCACUAUUGGCAACGAGCGAUUCCGCGCUCCAGAGGCCCUCUUCCAACCCAGUGUCCUGGGCCUUGAAAGCGGCGGCAUCCACGCCACUACGUACAACGCCAUCAUGAAGUGCGACGUUGAUGUCCGAAAGGAUCUCUACGGCAACAUCGUCAUGUCUGGCGGCACCACCAUGUACCCCGGUAUCUCUGACCGUAUGCAGAAGGAGAUUACCGCUCUCGCACCCUCGUCGAUGAAGGUUAAGAUUAUUGCCCCGCCUGAACGUAAAUACUCCGUCUGGAUCGGUGGUUCCAUCCUGGCCUCCCUCUCGACCUUCCAGCAAAUGUGGAUCUCGAAGCAGGAGUACGACGAGUCCGGACCUUCCAUCGUCCACCGCAAGUGCUUCUAAGGUUUUCGUUGUUGUCGUUGCAGUUGUUGCAGCUAUUGUUUUUACUUUUAGGAAGGGUGUGAAGCUUUUUUUCUUUCCAUUUUAUUUUUAUAUAUCUUAAUCAAUAAAAAGAAAGAAAAAAACCAAAAUCAAAACUACGAGAAAACAGCUUGUAACUACAUGAUUUUUCAUAACAAUUUUCCCCCAAUCAUCUUCUUCUCUACGUAUCCAAAUUUUCUUCCUCCCAUUUCUACGACCUGGACGAUCUGAUUGAUUGGUUGGUUGAUUUUCAUAGAGUAUGCCCCAUUUAGCCUCUCAAGCUGUCAUCUUACAAACCUCCCGCCCAUCAAACGAAUAUACAUACCUACAUUCAGACAGACAGACCAAAAGCAAAAUAUUUUCCCUCCUC
This is a messenger RNA of Histoplasma capsulatum G186AR, 1665 nucleotides long. Its product is annotated as actin. The record is from RefSeq and is a predicted model, not a curated record. Bases 150 to 1277 code for a protein of 375 amino acids. The transcript has 7 exons. NCBI's taxonomy places the organism in Eukaryota, Fungi, Ascomycota, Eurotiomycetes, Onygenales, Ajellomycetaceae.